Molecule: messenger RNA, 888 nt
Organism: Eublepharis macularius
Lineage: Eukaryota; Metazoa; Chordata; Lepidosauria; Squamata; Eublepharidae
Product: olfactory receptor 1L4-like
Exons: 2
Biological process (GO): G protein-coupled receptor signaling pathway
Cellular component (GO): membrane
Molecular function (GO): olfactory receptor activity; G protein-coupled receptor activity
Source: RefSeq, a predicted model, not a curated record
UGUGACAUCCCCCUGUGGCCACAGCACGAGCGCCUCUUCUUUCCCAUUUUCCUCUUCCUAUACUUAAUGAUUCUGCUCGGCAACCUGCUGAUUGCCCUUCUCAUCCACUACAAUGUCCGCCUCUACCGGACCCCCAUGUAUUUCUUCCUCAGCCACCUGUCGUUGGCCGAUGUGGGGUUUUCCUCCUCUACUGUCCCCAAGAUGCUGCAUAACUUACUGACUCGUACCAAAAACAUAUCCUACGGAGGGUGUCUGGCACAAAUGUUCUUCUUCUUGGGCUUUGGAAACACGGAAAGUUUUCUCCUGGCCUCCAUGGCCUACGAUCGAUACGUGGCUAUUUGCCACCCACUUCGUUACACCGUCCUGAUGAAUCAGAAAAACUGUUUCCUCUUGGCUUCUGGGUGUUGGCUCCUGGGCUUUCUCCACUCCCUGCUCUACACCUUGAUGAUGUCUCGUCUUUCCUUCUGUGCCUCCCGGGAGAUCCCCCACUACUUUUGUGACCUCCACCCCUUAAUCAAGCUCUCCUGCUCAGACACCUCAGCAAUUCAGAUGACAACCCUCACCGAGGGGACAAUCACCAUGGUGGGACCAUUCACAGUCACCAUCCUCUCCUACGCCUUCAUUUUCUACAGGGUUCUCAAGAUCCCGUCAGCGGCUGGGAAGCGCAAGGCCUUUUCCACCUGUGGUGCUCACCUCACCACGGUGGUUUUGUUCUUUGGGACUGUAAUCGCGGUAUAUGUCCGCCCCUCCUCCACGUAUUCUGGCACCAAAGUUAGAGUAAUGUCUGUGGCCUACACAGCUGUGACUCCAAUGCUCAACCCCUUCAUCUACAGCCUGAGGAACAGCGAGAUCCAGCAAUCUCUCAGGAAGUGUCUAGGAGUCCUCUGA